Cornus florida is the source of this 2598-nucleotide messenger RNA. Its product is annotated as leucine-rich repeat extensin-like protein 4. Gene Ontology annotation, molecular function: protein binding. Bases 160 to 2400 code for a protein of 746 amino acids. The record is from RefSeq and is a predicted model, not a curated record. The transcript has a single exon. NCBI's taxonomy places the organism in Eukaryota, Viridiplantae, Streptophyta, Magnoliopsida, Cornales, Cornaceae.
GAGAGAGGUGUGGGCAGUGUCCAUUCGGAUCAUUAAACAAGCUGGAAACAACUCCAAACAUCCCUAAUCCAUGUGAUAUGUACAUAUAUAGACACACAUAUAUAUAUAUAUGCACACACAACUCUCUGAGUCUCUAAAUCAAAACAAGAGAAACAGAGAAUGCCUAAUCGCUUGAGCUUCUUCUUUCUCAUUUUCAUCAUUGUCAUCUUCUUAUUUACAUUUCAGAUCUGUUCAGCGGACGAUGACGAUGUUGAUCCGGAUAAGCUCAGCUUCGAAAACCCAAGAAUCCGUCAAGCCUACAUUGCUCUCCAAGCAUGGAAAUCCUCCAUUUUCUCAGAUCCAUUCAACUUCACCGCCAACUGGGUAGGCCCAAAUGUCUGCUCCUACGGCGGAGUAUUCUGUGCUCGGUCUCCUUCCAACGCCUCCAUGAGAGUUGUUGCCGGCAUUGACCUUAACCACGCUGACAUCGCCGGAUACCUCCCUCCGGAGCUCGGCCUCCUCUCCGACCUCGCCCUCUUCCACCUCAACUCCAACCGCUUCUGCGGCGUCGUCCCGGAGACCUUCAAGCGGAUGAAGCUCCUCCACGAGCUCGACAUCAGCAACAACCGCUUCGUCGGGAAUUUCCCCAAAGUGGUCCUCUCUCUGCCUUCCCUCAAGUACUUAGACCUCCGAUUCAAUGAGUUUGAAGGCUCUGUACCCAACAAGCUCUUCGACAAAGACCUCGACGCCAUCUUCCUCAAUGACAACAGAUUCCGAUUCGGAAUUCCGGCGAACCUCGGGAACUCACCGGUGUCCGUCCUCGUCUUCGCCAACAACAACCUCGGUGGCUGCAUUCCGUCCAGCAUUGGCAAAAUGGGUAAUACACUCAACGAGAUCAUACUCAUGAAUGAUAAUCUCACUGGGUGUAUUCCGUCAGAGGUUGGAAGAUUGAAGAAGGUGACCGUUUUGGACGUGAGCUUCAACAGAUUGCAGGGACCACUGGUUCCCGAAAUUGGGAAGAUGAAGAGUGUGGAGCAGUUGAAUGUUGCACAUAAUUUGCUGACCGGUGUUAUACCGGCCAGCGUUUGCUUGCUUCCGAGAUUACAGAACUUCACUUAUUCGUAUAACUACUUCACCGGUGAGGCUCCGGUGUGUGGAUUGGGUAAAAAGGUGGUUGAUGGUGUGAAGAACUGUAUUUCCGGGAAGGCGAAUCAGAGGUCUGUCAUGGAAUGUGCUUCUAGUCUUGCUAGACCUGUUGAUUGUCGGAAAUUUAAAUGCGGUGGUUCGAGUGGUGGUGGUGGGUCAUCACCGGGUAAAUUGCCAUCGUUGUCACCGCCUAAGAUGAGGCCUCCUGUUAAGAAUAGGCCACCAACGCCGUGGAGGUCGUCUCAGGCGCCUCCUCCGCCUUCUUCAAAGUCGUCUCCUUCUUUUAAAUCACACCCUCCACCGCCACCAUCGACUCCACAAGUUUCUCCAUCUCCAUCUCCUUCUCCUUCUCCGUCAAAGCCGUCGCCUCCGCUACCACCCCAAUCUCUUCCGACACCGCCACCACCUACUAAAAAAGUUUCACCAGGAACUCAUCUCCCUCCACCGCCACCGCCACCGCCACCGCCGUUUCAUCAUACCCCCUCGGAGCCUGCAUAUUCACCCCCACCACCCGUUUGGCACUCACCGCCUACUUAUAAACAUGUGACACCACCACCACCUCCUACUGAAAAAGUGUCACCAAAGACGCAUCUUCCACCACCACCUCCGCCACCGCCAGCAGUUGGAAGCUCACCGCCCACUUAUCAACAUAAACCACCGCCACCAUCAGAAUGGGGAGCCGAAGCUCCAACGCCCGCUUAUCACAGUCACUCUCCGCCGCCCCCACCAUCAGGAUGGGGAGCCGAGACUCCAACGCCAGCUUAUGAAAGUCACUCACCGCCACCACCUCCACCUCAUUUCGAAUAUGUAGGACCCACCCCUCCACCAACAUAUUCAACAUCUCCAGCUCCACCACCAGCAGAGCAUUCUCCACCCACCACAGGAACCCCAGCUCCACCACCUCAAACACCACUUCCGCCACAAGCACCGUUGCAUCCCCUCCCUCCUUCGCCUCCAUCUGGAUGUGGUGUUCCAGGAUCACCACCGCCACCAAGUCAUCAUUCUAUGCCUUCGCCCUUCCAAAUGCCACCACCACCAAGUUAUCACCAUUCACCGCCAUCCCCACCUCCUGCACAACAUUGGCAUCACCCACCAACAUCACAUACUCAGACCCCACCACCCAACAAGUACUCAUAUUCAUCACCACCACCACCGCCGCCGCCGUCACCGCCGCCGUCACCGCCGCCUCCACCGCCACCCGAUAACAUGCCCCUACCGCCAGUUAUAGGAGUCUCCUACGCAUCUCCUCCUCCGCCAGUUAUUCCCUACUACUGAAAAUUGACAAUUCUUUAUGAUUAGAUGCAAUCAAGUUGCUACAUAAUGGUGUGUUUUUCUUGUGAUGAUCUGUUGGUGUCUCUCUUUUAAGGGCUGGUUGUUUAGCAAUGAUAUAUUUGUAGUUUCAUUUUUGUUUCUCUUUUGUUUUGUAUUCUUAUAAAUUCAUAUGAUUAUAUAAUAUGCACAUGUUUGGGACGA